AUGUCGUCUCCUGGGGUCAUUUCCUUGACAUUGGAAACCGCUGUCUUAUUUGCAUUGAGAGCAGCGAUCUUUCUCUCUGCCCGGAGGUAUCUGCUGCGCAGCCUCUACCACGACUUGCAGGGCCUAUCCGCCGAGACAGAACCUCUGAAUCCCGUAGCACAAGAUGAUGUAGAGUUAGACACGCUUCCAACUCCAUCGACUGCGGGGCUCGCCCCAAAGGAGCAUGCGCUCGUGCCUCGGAAACGUGCGCUGCACUCGACCAUCUCUCGCGCAAUCUUUGCGCUGUGCUUUUCCGAAAGCUUAACGCUGUUCAUCCUUCUCAUGUGUCAAGCUUUGGAUGUUUUUCACUCGCGAACACGAUUGUUGAAUUGGCAGAUAUCCCUCUGCACAUUACUUGCCUCAAUUGUACUCUUCAUCCCGUUCUCAUACAGUUUAGUCUUGAGCUAUCGCUCAGCAUCAGGACUGUACGCGGUCCCAAUUGGCGUCUUCUUGUUUCUUCUGUCCUUUAUUCCAGUACCUGCGGGUGCUGCAUCGCAUGGGAUCGUGGCCACGGUGCUCGCUCGUCUGACAGCGGCUGGAACUGUCAUCCUAGGUGCGCUAUCCGGAUUUGGAGCCAUAGACAAUGCCUGUCGCUAUCUUCCAUGGUUCUCGCGCAAAGGCAAGGCACCUUCAGGCGAGGAUAUUCUUGUCGCAGAAGAAGGCCUUUCACGUGUACGCAAUGAUUUGAUUGAGCGAAGACACUCUAUUGAGCGUAUGCAGUCUGAACAGCCCAAAGCAGAUGCAUCCUGGUUCUCCAAGGUCACUUCCAGCCUGAGCGGAAGCUCUGAUAUAUCUAGUGCGACCCAAGAGCUAGCGGGGCUCGAAGCAUUGGAAUACCACAUGGCGCGGAAUCUUGAGGCACUCAAGGAGCAGCAGCGCAAGGCAGAGUAUUCUCAGACCGUCAGCGGGCGGCUGAUCAACUGGGGUGGGUGCUUCUUCGCGAUGUACUGUGUGUACCGCAUCAUCGUCGCAAUCUUCAACCUUGUCCUUCCGCGGCGCCCGCGCGCCUCGCCGUCUGAUACGGGGCGGCGCACGACCGACGUCAUCACCGUUUGCCUCGCGUACCUGCUCUCGCUUAUCCCGGCCGUGCACGUCGACGCGGACGGUAUUGCGAUGCUUGCGCGGCAGAUCAGCCUCGCGCUCGUCGGCGUGAUCAUCCUGAGCAGCAUCCGCAUGGUCCUCCGCGGCGUCGCGCGCGCACUGCGCGUGACGAGCCGCAACCUCGGCGCGAGCCUCAUGCUCCUCAUGCUCGCGCAGCUCAUGGGCAUCUACCUCCUGACGACGCUCAUCCAGCUCCGCACGUCCUUCCCCCCGCCGCCUUCGCACCCCGACACCGAGGCGGAUGUUGGAGUUGUGAACCUCUUCUCGACGCUACCCGAACACCAAGUCUUCGGCGCGCUCUUCGACAGCUCGCUCCUUAUCAUGGCGGGCGUGAGCGCAGUUGUGCGGUGGUUUUCGCACAGGAUAAACAGCGUCGGAAUCGUAGACUCAUAG
Messenger RNA from Phanerochaete carnosa HHB-10118-sp, 1533 nucleotides. RefSeq lists its product as uncharacterized. NCBI's taxonomy places the organism in Eukaryota, Fungi, Basidiomycota, Agaricomycetes, Polyporales, Phanerochaetaceae. Bases 1 to 1533 code for a protein of 510 amino acids. Gene Ontology annotation, cellular component: membrane. The record is from RefSeq and is a predicted model, not a curated record. The transcript has 9 exons.